This is a messenger RNA of Paramecium sonneborni, 721 nucleotides long. The record is from the annotation of a GenBank genome assembly. Lineage: Eukaryota; Ciliophora; Oligohymenophorea; Peniculida; Parameciidae.
AUGCAAUACCAAUAACAUAUAUAGAAUAAUUUCUAAUCGAUUGUGGACUUAUAUUACCAUUAAGCCAAAUUAAGUGGAGAAAACAGAUUGAAUGAAAUCAGAGCUUCUACUAGAGUUUAAGCUUGGCAUAAAAUGCAUAAAUUAAGAGUUAAAUAUAAAAAAAUAAGAUUUGUAUUAAAUUGAUUAAAUAGUCAACUGUAAUUAUACAAAAGUUUGCUCGUGGAUAUAUUGCUAGAAUGCUAAUGAAACGAAAUAACGAUUCCAGAUACAAUGAAAGAAAUAUUAAAUAUUUCAGUUAUCAUGCAACAUAGAUUCAAAGACAUUUUAGAGGUUAUCAUUAUAGAAAAUAUUAUAUUAAUUGGUCCACUAGAAAAGCUUAUCUCUAAUUCUUAAAAACAAAGAAUUAAGAUUUUCUUGAAGAAUUAAAAAAAGUGGAAGUUGAUGAAAAUUAAUAAUUGAAAGUGAGAUAAGAAUAAUUAGCAAGAACAGAAUUUGAAUCCUUAGCCAAAAAUUUACAUCAUCUUUCAUCUACAUAAACCAUUGCAGGUGUUUAUAAUCGUCCUUUUGGAAAUAAAGAUAUGGUUUUUGAUUUAGAUGUUGAGAGUCAUCUUAAAGUAGUCUUUCAUAGUAAUUAUGAAUGGGAAAAAAAGAGAUAAAUGUCAAGGUAUGCUAAAACCAAUAAAUUGAAUUACUCUAAUAAAUUAAAACCAUUGAAAUGAAC